Molecule: messenger RNA, 1602 nt
Organism: Lasiosphaeria miniovina
Lineage: Eukaryota; Fungi; Ascomycota; Sordariomycetes; Sordariales; Lasiosphaeriaceae
Product: general substrate transporter
Exons: 2
Coding region: 1-1602 (533 amino acids)
Biological process (GO): transmembrane transport; carbohydrate transport
Cellular component (GO): membrane
Molecular function (GO): carbohydrate:proton symporter activity
Source: RefSeq, a predicted model, not a curated record
AUGACGUUCCGCGACGCCAUGAAAGCCGACAAGCGUCUGAUCUGGCACUCUCUCGGCUUCUCGGGGACCAUCGUCAUGGAGGGAUACGGCUAUGCCCUUAUCACCUAUCUCUUCAGCUUCUACACGUUCAACGAGAAGUACGGCGUGGUGCUGCCCGGGAAAUUCGUGGAUGGAAAGCCCGUAUACGAACUCGAAUACAUUUGGAAAGCUCUCUUGCCUCUUGUGGCCCAAUUCGGUUCUCUUAUCGGUAUCAUGAUCACGGCGCCCAUCACACGGAAGCUCGGGUACAGGAGGACCACCCAGCUGAUGCUCGUCUGGUCGGCGGCCUUUGUCUGCAUGCCCUUCUUUGCUUCCUCGGUCCAGGUCCUGCUGAUGGGCUUCCUGAUCCAGGGCAUCCCCUGGGGUGUUUACCAGGUCGUGAGCCCUGCCUAUGCCUCCGAGGUGGCAUCGUUGCAGCUGCGGCCGAUCCUGACCACGUGGAACAAUCUGUGCUGGGUUAUUGGCCAGCUCAUCGCGUCGGCAAUCCUCAAGGGCUUUGAGAAGUACCCCGGCGACAUGAGCUUCAGGAUCCCCUUUGCCUUCCAGUGGGUUUUCCUCUCAAUGCUCAUGAUUGUCAUCUCGUUCGCUCCCGAGUCUCCCUACUGGCAUCUCCAGCGCCAGCGGAUCCCCGAAGCCCGCGCCACAAUCCGGAAGCUCGUGCGCCACGGGUCGGCGGACACGGCUGACAGGAAGCUGGCCCUGAUGCAGCACACGAUGCACCAGGAGUCCAAGAAGGAGGGCGCCGCGGCCGAGGCGGCGUCGAGCUGGAAGAGAUUCACGGGCAUGUUCAAGGGCGUGGAUGCGCGGAGGACCGAGAUUGCCUGCAUGGCCUGGCUCAUCCAGUCCAUGUGCGGAUCCAGUAUCAUCCCAUGGGCACCGAAGCUGUUCGAGUCUGCCGGCCUCGCCGCCAGCCAGGCCCUGUCGGUCAACAUUGCCCUGCCAGCUGCCGGAAUCAUGGGCACAGUCGCGUCAUGGUGGCUGAUGAGGAUCUGGGGUCGCCGCCAGAUUUACUUCUGGGGCCAGCUCAUCAUGGGCGUCUUCCUCGUUGGCGUUGGUCUCGCCUCGCUGGCGCCCGACAACAUCUCUGGGUGGAUCGCCGGAGGAAUCCUCACCGUCUAUACCGCCAUCUACGACCUCACAAUCGGCCCGGUAUGCUACUCAAUUGUCUCCGAGAUCCCCUCGAUCCGCCGCCGCGCCGCCACGCUCUCGGCAGCACGGGGCACAUACUUGAUCGCUGGCCUCGUCAACCACUUCUUGACGCCCAAAAUGGUGGGCAUAGACGAGGCGAGCUGGAAAUGGGGUGCCAAGACUGGCUUCCUCUACGCCGGCAUGUGCGUCCUGGGCGCCGUCUAUACCUGGUAUCGCAUCCCCGAGACGACGGGCCUGUCGGCUCGCGCCCUCGAUAUCCUCUUCCAGCACAAGAUCUCAGCCCGCGAGUUCAACAACGACAAGGCUGCUGCAGUCGAGGCUACAGACCGCGAAAAGGCCGCGGCCGAGGCUGGCAGCCGGACUUCUGACGUGUCGAUCAUGGUCCACGAGAUCAGGACGACGGAUAAGGCCUAG